GCCAACUCCUACGUUCCCGCUACACGGCUCAGCUUGCUCAAAUUGCGGCAGACAAUCUUUUUGAAAGGCCUAUGCUGCUCAUCAGAUGAAUUGCUGUGGCUCAACAUGAACUCCAGCCUGCUCACCAAGGCCGCUGCGCCUGCGCGAGUCCUGGCGCAAACCCAGUUCGCCAGCCGACCUAAGCUCCGAGAAUGCGUCGGCAAAGGAGCCCGAUUCCAUAUCGCCUCUUAUCGCGUUACGCCCCGCGCCCGAUCUGCCAGUCCACGAAAGAAUAAUGCGCCUUGUUCACGACGUUACUUCCACGCUACCAACGCUCUGGGCCAAAAAGACCCAUACAAGGCUCUCGGCGUGAGCAAGAGCGCAACCGCCGCCGAGAUCAAGAAGGCUUACUACGGCCUCGCGAAGAAAUACCACCCCGAUACGAACAAGGACGCGACCGCUAAAGACAAGUUCGCCGACAUCCAAUCCGCCUACGAGAUUCUGUCCGACCCUAAGAAGCGGGAGCAGUAUGACCAGUUUGGCGCGGCAGGCUUCGACCCGAGCGGAGGCCCUGCGCCGGGAGGUGACCCUUUCGGCGGAGCAGGCAAUCCAUUCUCGGGCUUUGGUGGGCAGGGCGGAUUUGGCGGGGGCUUCAACUUUGAGGACAUCUUCUCCGCGUUCACUGGGCAGCAAGGUCCGUUUGGCGGCAGGCGCGGAGCUCGGGGCAGCCCGUUCCAGCAGGAGAUUCUGGUCGGCGACAAUAUCGAGGUUCAGGCCAGCAUAUCGUUCAUGGAGGCGGCCAAGGGCACGAGCAAGACGAUUUCCAUCACUCCGCUGACCACGUGUGGGACGUGCACGGGAAGCGGCUUGAAGACGGGCACGCAACGCUCUCCGUGCAAGGCUUGCAAUGGAACCGGUACUCGAUUGCACUUCAUGCAGGGCGGCUUUCAGAUGGCGUCGACCUGCGGGACCUGCGACGGGACUGGCUCGACCAUUCCCAAGGGCUCCGAGUGCAAGACUUGUUCUGGCAACGGCGUGGUACGGGAGCGCAAGUCGAUAACGGUGGAUAUUCCGGCCGGCAUCGAGGACGGCAUGCGACUCAGAGUCGACGGCGCAGGCGACGCCCCUCCGACAGGGCGAACCGCCGAGCCCAACACCAGGUCGCAGCGCGGCGAUCUGUACGUCUUUGUCCGCGUCGCCAAGGAUCCCAAGUUCAGCAGAGAAGGGUCCAACAUCCUAUAUACCGCCAACAUUCCCUUGACCACGGCGCUGCUCGGCGGCCAGGUGUCUAUCCCCACAUUGGACGGGAGCGUCAAUGUCAGGGUCGCCACCGGCACCAAUACCGGUGAUAAGAUGACGAUGACCGGCAUGGGUAUGAAGAGGCUCGGCUCGCGAAGGGGCGGCUCUGGCGACCUCAGAGUGGAGUUCAGGGUCAACAUGCCCAAAUACCUCAGCGCGAACCAGCGAACGAUUGUGGAGAUGCUUGCCGAUGAGAUGGGUGACAAGACUGCGAGGCGGGUGAUGAACGUCUCAUCACAGCGGCCCACGACUGAUCCCUCGGACCCAGAGUCUCAUAAAAACGAAGGGUUCCUCAAGUCCAUGUGGCAUACGCUGACCAACCACCCGGCCCAUCAGAAGGACGGCGAAGGCGAACCCAACGCAACAAGCAAGGACGACAAGAAGCAGGACAAGCCUAAAGACGAGCCUAAGAAGUCUGACUCGACGACAGGCUGAGGACGCACAGCGACGUACGAUUGUUUCUGUAUCAUAGAGCAUUGAAGGUGGACGUGAUGUAUAGAGUGCAUUUAGUGGUGUUCAAAACGGGGACGACAUUCAGUCAUGGCGUUUUCAUGGGGAGGGGGGUACGAAGAGCGACCCCAGGAUUCUUUGUGCAGAUUUACAGGCUAGCUUGGACCUUUCCGUGUAUGCUAACAGGUAUUGCGUAGAGAGCGUAGUCUCUCAGCGAGAAGAAGAAUCUCCUCACACCAGGCACCAAGCUUCGAGCAAUCUCGCAAAAAACAAAUGUGACG
This is a messenger RNA of Purpureocillium takamizusanense, 2009 nucleotides long. RefSeq names its product mdj1 protein precursor (gene MDJ1). The record is from RefSeq and is a predicted model, not a curated record. The transcript has 3 exons. Gene Ontology annotation, biological process: protein refolding; response to heat. NCBI's taxonomy places the organism in Eukaryota, Fungi, Ascomycota, Sordariomycetes, Hypocreales, Ophiocordycipitaceae. Gene Ontology annotation, molecular function: heat shock protein binding; ATP binding. The coding region runs from base 106 to 1713 and encodes 535 amino acids. Gene Ontology annotation, cellular component: cytoplasm.